Molecule: messenger RNA, 996 nt
Organism: Trichophyton benhamiae CBS 112371
Lineage: Eukaryota; Fungi; Ascomycota; Eurotiomycetes; Onygenales; Arthrodermataceae
Exons: 1
Coding region: 1-996 (331 amino acids)
Source: RefSeq, a predicted model, not a curated record
AUGGCCUCUCCUUUAAUCAUGAAGUCGGCCGCUCCCACAGCAAAUCUAUCACCUGAGAUCACCAGAGAACCAGCAAAAAAGAAACAAAAAGUGGUUCCAGGGCUGGAACCCGGGUACUUUGUCUCACAGAAGUCGUUCACCUCCGAGUAUUUCCCCUUGGAGGGCCCUAUAGGGUAUGGGGGGGAAAUUCCUAGCACUAUUCCCCUAGCAGUAGUGAUCUGGAGAGACUACUGCAAUGGCACAAAGAAGACCCUGAACCCCAUCGAACUCGACAUGUACAGCGGCGAGCCUGGCAUCCAAUUCGAGUAUAAACGCCUUAACGAGAUGAUUUUCAACUUCCCCAAGGAUUUGCCUGAAAAGUUCACCGAUGCUUUUGGGGAAUUGGCAGCCGCUCGUGUCCGCUACUUUGCAACACAUGAGGUUUACAGGAAAGAAAAGACUGCUCUGACAGAGUCAUUUGCUAUUGCCCAGCAACUCAACGAUAAACGACGGGAUAUCCGCUCCAAUCCGGGUCAUUAUGAGCCGCAUGCCGCAGAGAAGACCAUUCUUGCACUGAAAGGGUGUGUUGCAGAAGGCAAGCAUCAACAAGAGCAGUAUAAAAAAAGAGCAGAUUCCCUCAAAUUUUUUGCCGAGAAAUUCAUCGAAGCAAAGAAAAAGGCAGCGCCCUUCAGGGAUCAACUCCAGAAAUUUUAUGACGAUAUCGAAGAAGCCCACAGUAAGGCGAAGGAAGCCGAAGCCAAGAGACUCGAACAAGAGAAGGCCGAGAAAGAAAAGAGCCAGAAAGCAAAAGCUGAAAAGGAGAAAUUGGCCAAGCAGAAACGUUCCAAGGACAGGGUCAUGAAGGAGAGACGCCAAAGGACCGAUGCAGCUACGAAAGCACGUUUGGACCAUGACGCCAGAGCUUGGGCCGAGUAUCUGGCAAGGAGCGAGCGCAUGCGGAACGGAGCCAAUGAUGCUGCUAAACAACACGGUGGAAAGCAGGUCAACCUUGGAUAA